Molecule: messenger RNA, 1081 nt
Organism: Ornithorhynchus anatinus (platypus)
Lineage: Eukaryota; Metazoa; Chordata; Mammalia; Monotremata; Ornithorhynchidae
Product: transcription factor HES-5-like
Exons: 2
Coding region: 7-570 (187 amino acids)
Biological process (GO): anterior/posterior pattern specification; regulation of transcription by RNA polymerase II; regulation of neurogenesis
Cellular component (GO): nucleus
Molecular function (GO): protein dimerization activity; RNA polymerase II cis-regulatory region sequence-specific DNA binding; DNA-binding transcription factor activity, RNA polymerase II-specific
Source: RefSeq, a predicted model, not a curated record
AAGCCGAUGGUGGAGAAGAUGCCCUGGGACCGCAUCGACAGCAGCAUCGAGCAGCUGAAGCACCUGCUAGACACGGAGUUCCUUGGGACCCAGCCCCACUCCAGGCUGGAGAAGGCCAACAUCCUGGAUACGACCGUCAGCUCCGGGGAACACAGGCAAGUUUUCGGUCGCCGCUCCAAAAGCCCGCAUCAGGACUACAGAGCUGGUAUCACCCAUUGCCUCACUGACUCUCUCCUCUACCUGUCCCUCCACCGGACCAGCGCAGACGUGCGGCUGAGAAUGUGGGGUCACUUCAGGAAGACCCCAGCCAGGGUGCUGGCUGCCCAGAAGAACCCCCCUUACACCCUCUCUGGCCGGGUCCUUCACAUCCAAGCGGCCACUCCGGAGGGACCCCAGCCCCCGGCAGGCCCGGUUAUCCGGUGGGGACUGGCGACGAGGGGCAUCUCUGCCCGUGAAUCCAGAGGAGAGUCCGACUGGUAUCCACGUCUUCCGCUCCUCUACGGUGUAGAGAAGGGUCCUUCCCUCUUAGGAAGCAUUUCCGUGCUCGGACUCCCGCUCCUUCAGCUCUGAGGAGGGGCGUCUCCCUGUCUGAUGGCAGGAGAACAGUUCUCAGAGAGAGGACGAAAGGGCCUCGCUGUCCUGCCUCCUCUGAGAGCUGUGGAACCUGGCCAAACGUGAGCCUGGGCCGGGACCUGGCCUGGUCUGCCUGAGCCACUUCCAGGAAGUGCCAGGAGAUGUGAUAGAGGCCGCUAUGAUAUUUGUAGCUUAUUUGGGCAAGAGGGUAAGCUCCUUGUGGGUAGGGAUUGGGCCUCUCCUUUGUGGUGAUUCUCCCAAGUGCUUAGUACAGAGCGGCAUGGGCGCUCAAUAGAUACCACAAAUCUUCCUCAAAUGGGAGGGUCUCGUUCUUCAGAGGCAUAAUCCCAUCUGAGUAGAGGGGGAUGGGCGAGGUUUGGGGUGGUGGCCAAUGCCUUUCAUAAAGGCGAGAGUUGGUUUGGUAUCCUAGUAGGACAGCGAGUACCAGCUCGGGCUGGCAUUAAGGAAUGUUUAUUGCCAGGAUCGCAGAGAUGGCAAAAUGUAUCAA